UUGAAUUCUAGAAACGCUCGUCAAUGCUGACACUGGCUGACACUGGCUAACACCAGCUGAUAGUUGAAUACCGCUCAAAACUUCUUGCCUAGUGCGCAUUCGAACAGUGCGCGCACAUUUCAGAGAUCCGACGUUGUGUGCAAGUUGAAAGACACACAACGCGAAAAUGUCGAACUUAAAGAUGAGCACACUUCUGUUGCUCAUUGGAAUAUGUUGUGCAGCGAAAGCGAGUCCCACCUUAAAAGCUCCGGUAUUUAGCAGAACAUACACGGUGAAAGGAACUUUGCAUAUACCUUACGCAGAAAUUGAAGAACCGUUUUAUGCGUGGUACGAUGGCAACAGUGGACGUAGUCGGAUUGAUUACUACGGAGGAAUGGUUGAAACCUAUCAAUUAUCUGACAGAGGAUUAUACGGAUCCAGCAUAAAAGUAGCACCUGUUACCACGGAAACUUUUACCAAUGUUAAUAUGUGUCUUGAGGUAAACGGCACUAGCGACAUGAAGAUACAAACCCAAUCCAUCGUUCCUGAUACAUCUGGAAUGGAGUGCAUCGGAGAAGAGAUGAUAAACGGGCUGUUAUGUGAAAAAUGGCGAUUGGUAGAAGAAGUUGGAGGAAAAACGAACAAGUAUACACUCUGGAUACGUUAUAAGAAAUCGCCAUCUCUACCGAAAACCAAGGAGCCCAUUCCCGUAAGAUACGAAAUGAGAGGUUUCAAUUCUCUUUUGGGUUCUCAUUACGAUCAUUAUUACUUGGAAUACGAUUGGUAUUCCUUUACCAAACCUUCCGAUGAUGUCUUUAAAAUUGGAGAAAAUAUUACAUGCACCAGUUUCCCAGGUCCGGGCGAAAAUCACAUUUACACUUUUAAUCCAAUGCGCGAAUUUGUUCAUAAUUACGAGGAUCAUUUGCACAAGGCGUUCGACAAGUUCAAGAAGACCCACAACAAGAAGUAUCUGAACGAGUUGGAUCAUAUGUAUCGUAAAAACAUAUUCCGGCAAAAUAUGAGAUUUAUCCAUUCCACGAACCGUGCUAAUUUGGGCUAUCAAUUGGCCGUGAAUCAUCUGGCAGAUCGCAACGAUCUUGAAUUGAAAGCUUUACGAGGUAAGCAAUACACUCCUGGCUCCAACGGCGGAGCAUCGUUCCCGCAUGAUGUCGAAAAGGAAAUCGCGGAUUGUCCCGACACUAUGGAUUGGAGGUUGUACGGUGCUGUAACGCCAGUCAAAGAUCAGUCGGUUUGCGGUUCCUGUUGGAGUUUCGGCACCACCGGAGCAGUGGAAGGCGCGUAUUACAUGAAAUACAAGAAAUUAGUACGUCUGUCUCAACAGGCUCUCAUCGAUUGUUCGUGGGGAUACGGUAACAACGGUUGCGACGGUGGCGAGGAUUUCCGUUCGUAUAAGUUUAUUAUGAAACAUGGUGGUUUACCCACAGAGGAAGAUUACGGUGGUUAUUUGGGACAGGAUGGAUACUGUCAUAUCGAUAACGUAACGUUAACAGCCAAGAUCACGGGCUAUGUCAACGUUCCUUCGGGCGAUGUAAACUCUUUGAAGAUCGCGAUUGCCAAGCACGGUCCUGUUUCUGUUGCCAUCGAUGCCUCACACAAGACAUUCUCUUUCUAUUCUAACGGAGUAUAUUAUGAUCCAACUUGUGGCAACACCGAGGACAAAUUAGAUCACGCUGUUUUGGCCGUUGGAUAUGGCACUAUGGAUGGAAAAGGUUAUUGGCUGAUCAAAAACUCCUGGUCCAAUUACUGGGGCAAUGACGGGUACAUACUAAUGGCCCAGAAAGACGACAAUUGUGGAGUUCUUCUUGCUCCCACUUAUGUUACUAUGUAACAGUGAUUCAAAUUUUUCUUUUUAAGACUCUGUUUAGAGCUCUCUAAUAUUAAAAAAAAGUAAGGAAAGAGGUUAAAUAAAAAAAAUAUAGCUAUUUAGUUUUUACGUGUUUUACGAUAAGCGUUAUAAAAUGUGAUUAUUUUGUUGAUAGAAUGCUCAUAUGUAAAAAUACGGAGAUGCUGUAAUAAUGAGAUGAAAUAAAUUGUAAUUAAUUUUUGUAAUGAAAAACAGGCCUGUAUACAUACAAAAUAUUUUCAUCAAUAUUGAAAGGUAGUUCGUUCGGCAAAUAAAGUCACAGUUUUAUGAGA
This is a messenger RNA of Pseudomyrmex gracilis, 2136 nucleotides long. It is a transcript of the gene 26-29-p, whose product is annotated as digestive cysteine proteinase 1. Gene Ontology annotation, biological process: immune response. The record is from RefSeq and is a predicted model, not a curated record. Gene Ontology annotation, cellular component: lysosome. Gene Ontology annotation, molecular function: cysteine-type endopeptidase activity. NCBI's taxonomy places the organism in Eukaryota, Metazoa, Arthropoda, Insecta, Hymenoptera, Formicidae. The coding region runs from base 167 to 1828 and encodes 553 amino acids. The transcript has 12 exons.